AUGUAUCAAAGCGACUACACACGACAGCAGCAGCCGUUUCUGGCUCCACCGCCGCCCAUGUCGGCUCUGUAUCAGGGUCGAGGGUAUCAUGACCAGUCGAUAGCAUAUGAACCGGUAUAUCCACCUUCGAGUACGGGGAACCAAGUAACAUCAAUGUCGGCGCCAUACUGGGGUCAAGACUAUCGCACGCAGUCGACAUCACAUGCCCCGCUCCACCAUUCUCCUACCAGCAUUGAAGAUCCAAUGUUCCUAGACGACGUCGUUGACUUGAAGAUAGCCCAGAAGGAAGACAAGCAUCUGAAAUCCAACAUCCGGCGCCUCCGUCUCAUCUCCCGCCUCAUCGCCCUCUUCCUCUCCAUAGCAACCCUAGUCCCCCUCACCAUGACGCUCAUCAAGUUCCUCAGUACUAAGCACGUCUUCCGGGACAUCGUCCUCCCAGAUGGCACCACCAAACACCGCACCGCCUGGUCCAAAGACCCCAAAACCUGGCCAACAUGGACGUACUUCCUCGUGGCUGCUGCCUCCGCGCUCAUCAACGUCCUCACCCUCAUCUGCUACUGCAUCUGCGGCGUCAAAGAGGCGAACAGGACGGCGCUGGUUUCCGCGGUCGUCACGUGGGGGUCGCUGGUCGGGCAAUUGGUCGUUUGGAUCGUGGCCGCCGCGAUGUAUCGCGCGGAGAAGAGUAAAGGCGGGAAGAGCAAUGAUCUUUGGGGGUGGACUUGUGCGCCGGCUGCGAAGGCGAUCCAGAAGGAGUUUGUAGGGGUGGUUGACUUUAAUUAUUAUUGUAAUGUGCAGACUGCUUCCUGGUACACGGGUCUGAUUCAGUGCGCGGCAGCCCUAUUCUCGCUCGUCAUCUACAUCUUCGUGCUGAAGAGGCAGAAGAGCAAGAAGGAGGUCAAGAGGAUGUCUUUGGUCAUGGGCGUCGAAUCCAAAUGAUUCGUUGGGGAAAGAAAAUGGCCUACGAAUGUUUGAUCCUUGCAUUGCAGUAAAGUUUCGAUCCCUCCGACGUACAUACAUACCUACCUACCUAGGUACAGACUUUAGUCUACCUGAAGAUUGAACAUACACUGACAUGCGGGAGGGUGGGCAAGCCACAAUCUCGGUGCGAAGGGUGGGGCAGCGUUAUCAUUUAAUUCCUCCCGAGCAUCUUCGAAAGAGCGAGGAGACGGAAGACCCUCGAGCGUUUUCCCCUUUGAAACCAUCACGCCGAGAAUUGUACAUCGGUUUCGUGACCGCAGGCCUUUUCUCACGCCAUGCCACAUGCCAUAUGAUGGGAAGGAUGAAUAAACCUCG
This is a messenger RNA of Aaosphaeria arxii CBS 175.79, 1293 nucleotides long. RefSeq lists its product as uncharacterized. The coding region runs from base 1 to 936 and encodes 311 amino acids. NCBI's taxonomy places the organism in Eukaryota, Fungi, Ascomycota, Dothideomycetes, Pleosporales. The transcript has 3 exons. The record is from RefSeq and is a predicted model, not a curated record.